AGGUGAAGGCGAGUUUGAAACUUUGAUCCUACGUUACAGGUAGUGGCAUCUUUUCUUACCUUCACUCAACCCGCCAUUCGUUUCCGUUAUGAUGGGACCCAUGACUGCUCUCGAUGUUCCCCAACAAACUUGUCUGGCCGUUAUUGCCCCACAGAAAAACAUCAACAAGAGUACCUUUCCGGACGUCGGUCAAGCCGUCAAGGUCCUUCUAAAAGAGCCUGCCUGCCAAUCAUCGCCAUCAAGCCGUCCUUCUUUCACUCACAGGGACACUGUUCUAGCACUGUUCUGGCUUGCAAUGCGCACCAAGUUUAGACUAUUGAUGUCUAGUGUCCGCCGCCCGAAUCUUUUCCGGAAUUCCACGCGAUGCGUUUCUUCGCCUUCCCCAAGCACAAGACUUUCCGUCAGUUUAUCCGUGAAAUAUCUCUUGUAUGGAUCAUGCAUGUUUUGUCCUGCCAAUGUUUCGGACUCGAAUCAAUUGGCUUGGCCCUCAAUAGCCGUUAUGGAAGUGGAACCGACAAGCCAGACUGGUAGGGUCACAAUCGUUCGGGCCCAGUUUCCUCCAGCAAUCUGCAUCACGCCGCAGUCUCUCCACCUUCUAGAUUCGUUCCAUCCAACUAGCGAGUCUUCGUUCUGGUGUGACCGAUUAGGUUUCCUAAACGGGUCUGUUGAUUCGAGUCAGAUAACUCAGGCGAGCCCCUCAAGGCGCCCUUCAAGAGCCUCCAUCACGUACAUACAUGAUAAUGAUUCUUGCAGAAUCACAUCAAUAAUUUUAUCGACUCGCCGCAUUCGACACGCGUGAGCGAGCAGCGGCGUACAAAAUCAAAAGCGCUGUUUUGAAUGUGAUUCGAGUUUUCUGUGAUUUCUCGUUUCUAUUCGGUUACUACUUGGCCUGUACUUGUCCGUCUAACGUAUUGUUGGCGUAAUAUCACCAUCGUCUGAAUUGGGAUUGUGAUUGAAUAAACAGCGGGUCUCAAUCUUUUUCCGCUCGUCGUGAUCUGGCACAGGUUAAGAGCUGUUGGCUGUUGUUAAAUGUUACCUUAAGUGACCUCAGCUCACUUGCAUUUCAUUCCCA
Lentinula edodes (shiitake mushroom) is the source of this 1072-nucleotide messenger RNA. RefSeq lists its product as uncharacterized. Bases 89 to 799 code for a protein of 236 amino acids. Lineage: Eukaryota; Fungi; Basidiomycota; Agaricomycetes; Agaricales; Omphalotaceae. The transcript is spliced from 9 exons. The record is from RefSeq and is a predicted model, not a curated record.